Molecule: messenger RNA, 1875 nt
Organism: Sorex fumeus (smoky shrew)
Lineage: Eukaryota; Metazoa; Chordata; Mammalia; Eulipotyphla; Soricidae
Gene: CYLC2
Product: cylicin 2
Exons: 4
Coding region: 1-1875 (624 amino acids)
Cellular component (GO): nucleus
Molecular function (GO): structural constituent of cytoskeleton
Source: RefSeq, a predicted model, not a curated record
AUGUCUGUACCAAGAUUCCAAAAAUCAAACUUUGGGACAUACGAUAAUUACAUUCCAGUCAGUGAAGUAAGCAAAAAAUCAUGGAAUCAGCAGCACUUUGCCCUACGAUUUCCCAAACCCCCACGACCAGGACGAAAAAGGAGAUCAAAACCUUCCCAACUAAGAGAUCAAUCAGUUAUUGUGAAUGAAGACAAAAGAAAGGAGGAAGGCCGUAGACGACCACUAUGGAUGCACCGUUCUUUAAUGACAAUUUCUGAGAGGCCAUCUGAAUAUUUAGCAGCCAGGAGGAAACCUCCAACUAAAGUCAGUUUACAAAUGGAGGAGGUUAAAAAAGAACCUACACCCCCAGUUCCUAAGGAAGAGGGCAUCAAGAAAGAAAUAACAGAAGCAGAACCCAAAACAAAGCCAAAAAAAGAUAAGGAUGUUCCAGCAAAAGCAGAACCCCCGAAAGAUACUGCAGUUAAAAGUCCCAAGAAAGAGAAGGGCAAGGAUUCAGGUACAGAAUCAGAAUCCGAGAAAGGUUUAAAGAAAGAUGCAAAAUUGGAAAAGAAAGCUUCAAAAAAAAAGGCAGUAGUUAAAGAUUCAGGUACAGAAUCAGAAUCCGAGAAAGGUUUAAAGAAAGAUGCAAAAUUGGAAAAGAAAGCUUCAAAAAAAAAGGCAGUAGGUAAAGAUUCAGGUACUGAAUCAGAAUCCGAGAAAGGUUUAAAAAAAGAUGCAAAAUUGGAAAAGAAAGCUUCAAAAAAAAAGGCAGUAGUUAAAGAUUCAGGUACAGAAUCAGAAUCCGAGAAAGGUUUAAAGAAAGAUGCAAAAUUGGAAAAGAAAGCUUCAAAAAAAAAGGCAGUAGUUAAAGAUUCAGGUACAGAAUCAGAAUCCGAGAAAGGUUUAAAGAAAGAUGCACAAUUGGAAAAGAAAGCUUCAAAAAAAAAGGCAGUAGGUAAAGAUUCAGGUACUGAAUCAGAAUCCGAGAAAGGUUUAAAAAAAGAUGCAAAAUUGGAAAAAAAAGCUUCAAAGAAACCGACAGGUUUCAAGGACUCAGGCACAGAAUCAGAAUCUGAGAAAGGAGGUGCAAAGAAAGAAAAGAAAGGGUCAAAGAAAGGCAAGGGUUCAGGUGGAGAAUCAGAAUCUGAGAAAGAAGGUGCAAAGAAAGAAAAGAAAGGGUCAAAGAAAGGCAAGGGUUCAGGUGGAGAAUCAGAAUCUGAGAAAGAAGGUGCAAAGAAAGAUAAGCAACCAUCAAAGAAAGGCAAGGGUUCAGGUACAGAAUCAGAAUCUGAGAAAGGAGGUGCAAAGAAAGAAAAGAAAGGGUCAAAGAAAGGCAAGGGUUCAGGUGGAGAGUCAGAAUCUGAGAAAGAAGGUGCAAAGAAAGAAAAGAAAGGGUCAAAGAAAGGCAAGGGUUCAGGUGGAGAGUCAGAAUCUGAGAAAGAAGGUGCAAAGAAAGAAAAGAAAGGGUCAAAGAAAGGCAAGGGUUCAGGUGGAGAGUCAGAAUCUGAGAAAGAAGGUGCAAAGAAAGAAAAGAAAGGGUCAAAGAAAGGCAAGGGUUCAGGUACAGAAUCAGAAAGUGAGAAGAAAGCAGAAAAGAAAGAACCAACAAAAGAUGAUAAAGGUUUUGAGAAGGACAAGAAAAAGUCAAAGAAGGACAAGAAAAGGGAAGAGAGCAAAAAAGAAAAGUCUAUUGCAGAUAGUCCAUCCAAGGAAAGUACAAAGAAAGAUGCCAAGAAAGAUGCCAAGAAAGAUGACAAGAAAGAUGACAAGAAAGAUGACAAGAAAGAUGACAAGAAAGAUGCCAAGAAAGAUGCCAAGAAAGAUGACAAGAAAGAUGACAAGAAAGUUGUAAGUCCAGAUGCAACUUCAAAGAAGGCUUCAAAGAAGAAAAAGUAG